AAGAGGUGGAAAAGACAAACAAAAUUGUAGAAGAUCAUAAGGUUCAAUGGAAAACAUAUGGUUGUUCCAUUAUGAUGGAUAAAUGGACAGCAAGAAAUGGGAAAAUGAUCAUCAAUGUUUUGGUGAAUUCUCCAAAAGGGAGUGUGUUUCUUGAAUCUCAUGAUGCUAGUGACUCUUCUACUGAUUCUAAUAAGAUGUUUAACUUAUUUGAGAAGACUAUCUUGAAAAUAGGCAAGGAAAAUGUGGUACAAGUUGUGACUAAUAAUGCAAGUGAGAAUAAAAAAGCGGGUGACAUGUUGAAGGGAGUGUUCCCGCAUAUUUUCUGGACUCCUUGUGCUGCUCACUGUAUCAACUUGAUGUUUGGUGACAUUUUCAAAGAGGCCCCGUAUUCUACAGUUUUUGGUAAGGCUGUUAAGAUACAUUCUUAUAUCAGUCAAAGGGCACUGUUGUUGAAUAUGAUGAGGAGAUACACAAAGCAAAGAAACUUGGUAAAACCUGCUAAGACAAGAUUCGCAACAGCUUUUUUGACAUUGCAUAGUUUUUAUAUGCAAAAGAAAAAUCUGAGAACCUUGUUUAUGUCCACUGAAUGGAAUGAGAGUGUCUAUGCAAAGGAAACUCUUGGGAAAGAAGUUGCGAGACACAUCAUUAGUCCAUAUUUUUGGAAUGACACUGUUCAAGCACUUAGAGUUGGUGGUCCUUUAGUUAAUGUACUUCGUAUGGUAGAUGGGGAGAAAAAACCACCAAUGGGCUACACUUAUGAAGUCAUGGAUAGGGCCAAAGAAAGUAUUGAAAAGGCAUUCAAUUAUGAUGACAGGAAAUAUAUGAAUGUUUUCAAAAUCAUUGAUGCAAGGUGGACGGAUCAACUUCAUCAACCUUUACAUGCAGCUGGACAUAUUUUGAACCCGGGGCUCUAUUAUAAAAAUAAUGAGAUGAAGACUUUAACUGAAGAAGUGUGGUUGGGAUAUCAUGCAUGUGUUGAGAGGAUGAUCCUAGAUAAAACUUUGCAAGACAAAAUAGGGUAUGAGCUUGGUGUGUACAUAAAAGCUGAUGGGCUACUUGGAAUUGAGUCGGCCAUUAGAGCUAGAACCUUAAGGUCAUCAGGUGAGCAUUUCAACAUUUAACUGUUAGAGCUUUAACUUUUAAGUUAUUACAUAUUAACUUUUAAAAUAAUUCUUCUACAGUUGAAUGGUGGAUGCAAUAUGGUCAUAAUAUCCCAAACUUGCAACAAUUUGCUAUUAGAGUGCAAAGUUUAACUUGUAGCUCAUCCGGUUGCGAGAGAAAUUGGAGCUUGUAUUAACAUGUGAGAACCUAUAUUACGUUAUUACUAAAUUAAAUGGUAUCUUAGUUGUCCAAAGUCCUCCCAUUAAUUACUUUCUACAAAUUCUAUACAGAUUCAUACUAAAAAGAGAAACAGGCUUGAGUUAAAAAGCCUGAAUGAUCUAGUGUUCAUCAAAUAUAAUAGAACAUUGGUGCGUCGCUACAAUGCUCGCAAUACCAUUGAUCCAAUUUUGUUGGAUAAUAUUGAUGAUGCAAAUGAAUGGUUAACUAGAGCAUCCCAAAAUCAUGAAGAUGAAGAAGUAUAUGAAGGAGAAGGUCUCACUUAUGGUGAAGUUGCUACGGCUAGUGGUGUGGAGGAGAAUAUUUAUGGUUUUAGGGGGAGUACUUUAAGGGGCAAGGAAAAAAGAGUAGCUACAGGUUCAAGUUCAUGUUCAAAAUCAAAUAGAAGUAGAACUCGUGUUGAUGAGUCCUCCGAUGAGGAAGAAGAUGAGGACCAAGUAGAAGUAGAACCCUUGUUGAUGGCACUUCAAGAGUUUGAGGAUCUUGUUGAAGAAUAGGAUUUUGCUCUCUUUGUGAUUUGGUUAUGCAUUUGCUUUAUAUGUUGUUACUUAUGAGGAUUAUUGACUAUCUAGUUACUUUUUAAUCUAAGUCUUUUGAGUUCUUGAUUAUUUAUCUAUGCAUAUUUUAUAUUUUAUAUUUUUAUACUAAAUAGCGUUUUUUCUGAAAAAAGCAUGCGCUUCGCUUCACGCUUCUCGCUUCUGUUAAGCGAGCCCCCGUCGCUUUUUUCCGCUUCUCUCUUCUCAAAACACUGAUCCUUCUGAUAUUUCUAAAACUGCUUUUCGCACUCAUUCUGGCCAUUAUGAGUAUGUUGUCAUGCCUUUUGGCUUGACUAAUGCUCCAUCUACCUUCCAAGCUGCCAUGAAUGAUCUUUUCCGCCCCUACUUGCGCAAAUUCAUCCUUGUCUUCUUUGAUGAUAUUCUAGUAUAUAGUCCUACUUCCCAGCAACAUUAUGAGCACCUUCGAACAACCUUUAGCCUUCUGUCUAGUUGUUCUUAUUUUGCUAAUCUAAAGAAAUGUUUAUUUGAUCAAACCUUAAAUUGGGUUUCUAGGACACAUAAUAUCAAGUGCAGGAGUGGGGUUGAUCCUGAAAAGGUUGCUG
Molecule: messenger RNA, 2437 nt
Organism: Solanum dulcamara
Lineage: Eukaryota; Viridiplantae; Streptophyta; Magnoliopsida; Solanales; Solanaceae
Exons: 2
Coding region: 72-1121 (349 amino acids)
Source: RefSeq, a predicted model, not a curated record